GUGAGUUUUGUGGAAACCCGGACCCAGCAAUUUUCAAAGAAAGGGAAAACUUAGUUAUUAAAACAUUAGGUUUAUGAUGUUUUGUCUACCGAAAAGCACAUUGUUUAUGCCCUUGUCAUUUUGCAGAAUCUGAAAAACGGUGAAGACCAUAGUAAAAAUAGUAUUGUGACAAUGUCAUCACAAUUCAUUGUGUUCGCCGCGUAAGUGUUGCGCAGCAAUUGUAAACAAACGAGAAUGAAUGACAUUUAAAUUACUGACGGAGCAUCAUUUUAUUGAUCUUCUUUUAAGUCAUGCUGGAUUAAAGGAUUGAGCGAUGACAGUUUGAGCUUUGUCUCUUCAAAUGGUCCAGGACUAAAGUUGAAUCACAAACAGUUGGACUGAAUGAAGUGAAAUCAUGUCACGCCCAAGACCACUCAAUGGAAUUUUGACGAGUAAGAGUGAUCUAGACGAGAUCAAUCAACGACUGAAGCAAAAUGGCUUCGACCCGCAGGCAGGGGACCAGGCAAAGCUGCAGGAGUUAUGGCAUCUGUUGAUGCGCACCGAGGAUGACUUGGCUGUUGCGCAACAGACAGUUGGAGAGGCUGAUCGGCAACAUGCUGUCGAAAUGGAAGAGGUGGAGACUUACAUGGAUCAGUUAAGACACUUAUCAGAAGAACGUGAGGUACUGACCCAAGAGUUUGAAAUCGAAAACGAACAACUGAAGAAAGAAUUAGAUAACGUCCGAGACAAGAUGGCUAAUGGCAAGAGUGAAGUGGCUGAGAUGCUUAUACAGGAGGGUCUUGUGGAGUUAACAGAGGGUACACCCAGUGAAGCCAUUGCUUACUUGCUGGUAGAAAGAAAUAGAACAUUGGAUGAACUUAAAGAAGCUAAACGCAAGAUGGCUCACAGUCCUGGCAUGAAGAUUACAACAAGCAAAGAAGUCCAGGAAGUUCUCGAUAAUGAGAGGAAGGUGAUGGAAGAAGAGAUAAGAGUGGAGAGAAAUAAUGUCAGGAAGAUGAAAGAUAGCAUUGAACAGGACAAUAAACUGAAAGUGUCAAACUUGGAGUCUCAUAAACAUCGUCUUGAGAUGGAAUGUCGACAGCAGCAACAGAAGAGCAGAGACUUGGAGUUUGAGGCUCAACGUCUUCAGAAAUCAUUGGAGAGAGAGAAGAUUGAACGGAGGGAGGAGGUUGACAAACUGGAACAGCAGAUCAAAAAAGAUAGCUCAAAGGAUCUGACGAACUCCGAGACAACUCUGGUAAGAGAAGCUAAGAAGAAAUUAGAGAUGGAAGUCUCAACAAUGAAGUAUAAGAUUAAGACGGUCGAAGAUGACAAGAACAAACUCAAUCUGAGAGUGAGGGAACUGACAGAGUCCCUUGACGCUGAGAAGAAACGUCGUUCGUCUUAUGAGGGAACGAUCAUCAAACUUAAAGCAGUGGUGGAUAGGAACAAAAAACUUAUCAGUAAUUUAGAGGUUGAGAAGCAAUCAUUGUCUGAGAACAAAGCGGCUCUUGAAAUGCGAGUUGGUUUCUUGGAGAAAGAUUUAAAACAGCUAAGAGAACAAGAGAAGAGCCUCCUUAAUCAAACGACUUCCUUAAAAUCUGAACAAACGCUCAUUGAGCGCCAAGAGUCCGAGAUCCAAAUCCUGAGAGAGGAGAGUCAGAGCCAAGCCCUCAAGCUCCAGAAGACAAUGGUUUCCUUGGAGACUGAGAAGAAGAAAUGUCUGGAACUAGGUCAGAAGUUGACCUCAACGGAGGAGAAAUGGGAGCUGAUUGUACAACGGUACAAACACAACGAGAAAGAUCUGACCAAUAAGUUGGACAAGCUUACGAGAGAUCUUGAGUUUUCCAAAUCAGAGCUUGAAGCGAAUCAUCAAAGAAUCAGCAGAAUCCACCAAGAGCAUGACAAGCAACUUGAAGACACCAAGUUAGAAGCACAAUAUCUGAAAGAUGAACUACAACAAGAGAAAGGUCUCUCGGAGCAAGCUGAUCGUCACCGUCUCACCAUUAAGGAGCUAGAAGGUAUCGUCGAUGAACUCAAGAAAGACCGAGAUGUCUUAGCGAGAGAGCUACAAGUGAUGAUCACUAAGGAGCAGAAAUACAAGGAGUGGAUAAGAACAGAAGAGCAAUCGGCUGAAGAGAUUGCCAAGAUGCAAUCCCAGCUGGAGAGCAGUGUGUUGAAACAGAGUAACCUGGUAGAAGAACUCAGUGAAGAAAAGAGAAGGAACCAAAAGUUGCAAGACCAGGUGGACCAGAGUCACGAGUUGGUCAAGCGAGCUGAGGAAUCCACUGGUCAUCUCAAGGAGAGCAUCGGCCGGAAGUCAGCUGAGCUAGUCAGGCAUUACGAUUGGUCCAAAGAGGGUCAGUUGAAACUUGAGAACAAAGUCCGAACGCUUGAGAAGGAGUUGGAGGAAUCUAAGAUGGAGUCUCAUGGAGAAAAGACGGAGGUUUCUUGGCGACUAUCGAGGGAAGAGAAGAGGGUGAAGGAAUUGGAAGGAUUGCUAGCAGAAAAGAAAGAGGAAUUGGCUCAGUUAAAGAAGGAAAUGGGGAGGUUAUCGGUGGGUCAUACCAGGGCUGAGGAGAGAGUACUGGAUGAGGCAAGGCUACGAGUUGAUAUUGAACAUAGAAAUAAAGUACUGGAAGAAGAAAUGACCAAGCAAUGGACCCAAUUAAAGGACUUGAUGACCAGACUAAGUGCUACUGAAUCAGCUAAACAAGAGCUUGAAGUCCAACUGGAAAAGCAAACUAAUGAGAUGCGACAUCGCUAUACUGAGAUAGAGCAAGUACAGGCGGAGACCAACGCUACUGCAUCGACUCUGAGUCUGGUCCAACAGAGAGCUCAGGCUGCUGAACGCAAGAUUCCUGAACUGCAGCAGCAACUUGAUGAGAAGUCACUCCGUCUCCAAGCUUCGGAAGCCCAACUACGAGAUCUUACUGCUACUAAGCUAGAUCUACGUACUAGUAAAGACGAUAUCAAUAGAUUGAAGGCUCAACUACAUGAAGAGAAGAUUGAGAAGUCUUUGCUGAACCAGCAGCUGGAGGAUUUAAAGCAACAAUUGACGUCAUCGUUGGAACGAGAAGACAAAGUCCGUCACGAGAACACCGACACUAAACAUAGAUUACUGGAAAUACAAAACAGACUUUAUGCAACGGAAGAUAAAUCCAAGUCAGUGGAGGAUAUGCACUCAUUAGCAGAGAUGGGUAAGAAAUCUCUUCUAGAUCAAGUUUCAUCGUUACAGCUUGAAGUUCAACGUCUACAGACUGAGUUGAUGCAGACAACGCAACGACUCGAUGCUCAGAUCAGUAAAUAUGAAGAACACAAGACACAUCAUAAAAACAAGCUGCAGCAAGCCAGAGACAUCUUCACUAGACACAAGUCUGUUCUGGCCGACAGUCUAAUGAAGCUGCAGCAAGAUCUAAACACAACCAACGCUGAGCUACAGAAAGAGCAGAAUAAUAGAGAGAACUUACAGAAGAAACACGACAACUUGCUGGAUGAACACCGCAAGCUGCUCGCUAUGCAUUCAGACACAGAAGAGGCUGUGAGGGACCAGAAUCGCAAUGUUAACACCAUGGACUACAGAGUCAAGUAUCUUGAGAAAGAGAAUGGAGUUCUUCAAGAUCGCAUUGAUACCUUGAGUAGACAGAGGGUUGCUAUGGAGAAACUCAUUAGGGAGUACAGAUUGGAGAAACAGAAAAUGGAGAUUGACAAGUCCUUGCUAGUCUCACCAGCUGGUGGCUUUACGAUGACCUCUCCCCUCAGUACGCUAAAUUCUUCCCUACCUCGGACCACGCUCACUAGUGGGCUUGGCCAAUCACAGAGCCCGAGUUACAUCUCAACCCUUGAUACUCGGAGUACUCAGAACAACGGUUACUCACCGAUGAGAGCAAGUCACCAAGGAACAAGAAACUCAGGGUACAAUCAACACAGCGCUUUGAAUCGUAAGUCAUUACGAAGCCCUGUCCUAAGUACUACUCAAAGCUCCGAUAAUGAUACUGACUCGUGAGUGUCAAUGUGAGAGCGAGUUACCAAGGAACAAGAAACUCGGGGUACAAUCAACACAGCGCUUUGAAUCGUCAGUCAUUUCGAAGCCCUGUCCUAAGUACUACUCAAAGCUCCGAUAAUGAUACUGACUCAUGAGUGUCAAUGUGAGAGCCAGUCACCAAGGAACAGCUGUGCCUCUUCCAAGACGGCAGCGGGACGAUGUGUGACGUAAGUUCUGUUAUUCAGAAAUAAUUUGUCGCUUGAGGUUAAAUUGACUUAAACAUUUGACAUAUUCUGAAGAAUACACACUGGAUGUUGCAUGGGGAAUCGCAACAUCACUAAGAAGAGGUCUGAUUCUGAGAUGUUAUAUUGAACUUACAUCUUGAGAAAUAAGGGUCUAAUCCUAAAAUUGUCCUGCAAGAAAAGAUGCAAGUCUCGUCACAUUGGACACCAUUUUUUAUUGGCCUCAUUUAUUAAUGGAAUUAUCAGUGAAUGCAAAAGUAGAGGAACGAAAACUUUGUGAUCAGGUUUUAAAUUGAGAUGCAUUAUUGGCAAUAAUAAGAGUCUUAUUUUGAUACAUUUUAUACUUGUGUAAUCUUUAGGUAUAGAAAUACUCUUCUUAAGAAUGGAUUGUGGCUGCAUUCCUAAAUUAUAUAUAUUUUGUGAAACUUAAAAAGUGAUCAAGUGCCUAGUUUUGAUAAUGUAACCCCUCUCAUUGCUUUGACUAAGAUUUCCAACAAUCCUUUGUGCACCGAGAAUGGGCUUCAAGUUACAUUUAGUAAAAGGGUUGGUUGUGAAAUAUGUAAAACUGUUAUUCAUUUUGUAUAUUUUUAUUUAUUUUUUCCUUUUGUGUACUUGUUUGAUCAGCCCUACUAAUGCUCACUCAGGAUGAAUUAUAAUGCAAUUUAUAGAAUGUGUAUUAUAGUUAUACAAAUAUGCUAAAAAUUGUGCCUUCUCUUCAGCCAAACAGUUUGAUCUGCUUCUAAAACACUCCACAUUGUGACGCUUUUCCUCAACAUAUUGUUGCACAAAUUCAUAGCUUUAGCAAUCUUGCACAAAAGAAACUGAAAGAAUUUUCUCAUUACCAUAGGUUUGAUGUUCACAUCUGUGAUAGUUUUGCCAAGUUACGACAGUUGAGUGUUUUCAAACAUGCGUAACACUUUAGAUAUUUUAUCCCUGACCCAUGUUAAUUAAUAAGAGGUUUUUAGGUUAGGAAAAUGAUGUGCUGUGAUUUAUGGUCUGCAAAGAUAGUUUUUUUCUCUUUGAUGUGUGCUUGUUGUAUUUUUGACAUUGAUGUUUGCUCAAGGACCAAAUUUCACACUAGUAGUUGGUUAGGGAUGUUUGUAGGGUAUGCGCACAGAAGUCGAAGUUUGAGCGGCUCUAGUCAUGUCAUGUCAACAUGACCAUAGAAUAAUGCAAGCAAUCUAUUGAUGUGUGAGGGUCUGGUUAGAACAGGACUCAAGACCAAAAUGGACUUAUGUUUUACGGCUUUAGCCGACAGCAGAGUAAACUAAUUUCUGCUGAGAUUUUUGUUUCUAACCAGAGGCUGUUUUUUAUUGAUAGUAAUUAAUAUUUAAGAUCUUAAAUUGUAUUUAGAUUCUAAUCAUUCCUCAAAUAUGUAUGCUUUUUAUAA
Molecule: messenger RNA, 5596 nt
Organism: Asterias rubens (European starfish)
Lineage: Eukaryota; Metazoa; Echinodermata; Asteroidea; Forcipulatida; Asteriidae
Product: COP1-interactive protein 1-like
Exons: 25
Coding region: 395-3985 (1196 amino acids)
Source: RefSeq, a predicted model, not a curated record